Mercenaria mercenaria is the source of this 6565-nucleotide messenger RNA. RefSeq lists its product as uncharacterized. Gene Ontology annotation, molecular function: sulfotransferase activity. Gene Ontology annotation, cellular component: membrane. Bases 155 to 1729 code for a protein of 524 amino acids. Lineage: Eukaryota; Metazoa; Mollusca; Bivalvia; Venerida; Veneridae. The transcript is spliced from 3 exons. The record is from RefSeq and is a predicted model, not a curated record. Gene Ontology annotation, biological process: carbohydrate biosynthetic process.
UUAAAGCAAAAGGUUAACACAAUUGACUUGCAUUCAUAAAAGAUAGAUAUAAUGGGAAAUAUAUUUUGUUUUUGUAAAAUGUGUAAAACAUACAUGUUUAGUUGCGGAUAAAUGACGUAAAGAAUUUCAUUAUUACAUAACGUGAAGUGUAAAAAUGGAUUUAUAUACAGCACAUAAACUGAAAAAAUAUUACACUUGCAACAACAAAACAUAUUCAUCAGUAAUGUUUUCUCUUGUGUUGAUUCUUGCACUUAUUCUUAUACAUAGUUGCAUUGUUCUGUCUAGAGAUGUUACCAACAAGCUUAUUAAACUGAGAAGAGAAGAAAGCAUUAUGCACCUCCCGUCGAAACAAUACUUACCUGAGCUGAGGACUGAUGGCAAUAAUACAUAUAUGCACCGCCCGUCAACCGGAUCCCCGCUUGUGCUGAGAAAUUAUGAAGAUGCAAACGGCCCGUCUAUUGGAUCCCGGCAUGAACUGAGAAACGAUAACAAUUUCAACGGCCCAUCAACACGGCCACUAUCUAAGCUUAAAAGUGAGGACAACAAUAUGAACAGCCCAACAACAGCAUCCAACCAGAACCAUAGUUUUCAAACGGCUAUUACAAGAAAUGCUGAGAGACAGAAAAAUCUUCAACAGCGAUGCAGCAUUUUUAGUCAAAAAGAAAGAAGUAAUGUUUCAAAAUGGCAGAGGCAGGAGUUUUUUAAAAAGGAACAUAUUAGAAUUCUGACCAAUCCACAUGUAUCCGUUGCCUAUUGCCGUGUAAAUAAAGCUGCUUCAUGGUAUACUAUCAACACACUUGGUGAAAUUCUUAACUGCACGGAGGAAUGUUUACGUAGUUUUUCUGAAAGAAUCCGCAUGUUACCAUAUGAACGUAAAAAAGAGGCACUCAGUAAUGCUUACAAAUUUAUGUUUGUUAGGGAACCAUAUGGGCGAUUAUUUUCGACAUACUGUAAUAAGUUUUAUUUCCCAAAAGGCAAUUGGGAUCCAAUAGGAAAAGAUAUUGUUAAAAGAUUCAGAGAGGAUCCGUCAGAAGACAGUUUAAUGUACGGACAUGAUGUAACAUUUGCUGAACUUAUACGAUAUACUAUUGAAGACUUUGAAGCUGGUAACAAAAUGGAUGCGCAUAUAAGACCCAUGCAUACCAACUGUAAACCUUGUGACUAUGAUUAUGAUUUUAUAGGAAAAUUAGAAACAAUGAAAUCAGACUGGAAAUACCUAACCCAAGAGUGGAAAUCAAGGAACAUCACAAUAAAUAUUCCAGCUGAUAUCGGCGAAAAAUCAAAAUAUAUAUUCAGUGAAAUGAGUCAUCUGCUUCUAACUUUGAAAAGAAUAAAAGAUUCGAAUAUAAAGCUAUAUGACCUUUACCAAAGAGCAUGGAAUUACUACCAGAUAACUUCAGUUAUAUCUAAACGUAAUAAUAUGCCAUUGUCAAGAUCUGAUAACAGAGCUUUUGGUUAUUAUUCACUUCUUUAUCACCUGAAACGUGCUAGCGUUUAUUCAAAACAAUAUUCCACUGAAAUGAAAGCCCAAAGACAUGAAGCAAUGUUACAAGCAUAUUCUACCGUGCCUUCGGAAGAUUUAGAAAGAUUGAAAAGUGUAGUCAAGGAAGACUGCCUGCUGUUUGGUUAUGAUGACAGUCCAGAAUGGCUGUUUGGAAGAAAGAUCGUCUAUAAUAAGUCAGCUUCAUUUGAUUACUUUAGCGGUAUAAAUGGAGACAAAACUAUUUAACAAAAUGACAAAAUGUUAUCGAUUUAGCAUAAAAAACAAAGACAAAUAUCAAACAGGGAAGGCCACGCACCAAAAACGCAGCCUCCUCAAAACGAAACCCACAGCACGCAGACGCGUGCACCACACGCACACAUACACACACACAGCCAACACAUUAGAACAAAACGAACAAACAAAGGAACACACACACACACACACACACACACACACACACACACACACAAAGCCAACACAUCAGGACAAAAAGAACAAACAAAGGAACACAGUGGGGCACCGCCUUGGAACGGUCAGUGGCAAAAACGCCACUGGGGAACUUAAACCGGUUUAUGGUGCGCACCCAACCUCACUCUUACCCCCCAUCAUAUUCCAAAGACACGGGACAGUGUAAAUAAAAGUAAUCCCCUCCAGGUGAAUCUCUAACACAAGUAAUGGAAACAAAAAGGCAUGGCAUGUAAACCACAAAAAUGUUUAUGUAUAAAAAUAUAAAAAGCAAACCUUUAGAACCAAAAACGUAUGUACUCAAUGCCUUUUCAGAAGACAGAGCAACAAGAGAAACACCCUUAAGGGCCCGACGAAACAGGCCAGAAGAGUUCAGUCCUGGUAGGAUUUAAAAACUGCUUAUCAUAGAGUCCUCCCCCUCCUCCGUCAGACACAAUAAAAGAGGGAAGCGUAAUGUCCAACUGUAAACGGGUUGAACACUAAACAUGCGGUAUGUCUCAAAACAGCCGGGCCGCAACCUCCCUCAACAAAACGCUCCACAACCCUACCAAACACACCCGGAAAACCACAAUGACCCAAGACCCCACGAAGUUUGUAAACCAUACCCCCACAACAAACGGGCCCAGAAACACCCCAGCAGAAGCGCCCCUAAAUCACCAUCGAACUCCAAAACCAAACCAGAAUCACGACAGCAAAACUCAGCAAAACACAUAUUUGUGUGGUUGAGAUCUCUUGGUAUUUAAAAGUGCGUUAGCGGAGUUCUUCAAAUUGUCCCGGUCAUUUCUGUUCAUAUAGUUAUGGUUUACAGGCGUUUAGGAAUGACAAAUGCGAUGUCAUUUUUAAAAGGAGUGUACUUUACAUUGGCACUGGACUGAGUUAAUGUACUUUUAUGAUUAAUACUGUUUUAUUUACAUAUCACACGUUAAAGGAAACCUGUUAACAAAAGUUAACAAGGAUUUAAUUGAUAAAUGACAUUAUUUUUAAUACCAUCUUCACAGUUAAAACGGUAUUUACAUUCUAGAGUUAAUUAGUUUAGUGUGAAGACAUGCACGUGUUUUAUGAAAUUAUCCAAUAGUGCAUACAUCCAUCGUCUGUAAAUGUUACACAGAACGUUUGGUAAAAGCAACGUGCGUGGUUCAUUCUCUCUUAUCUGCUACUAUACGGCGAGGGCCUCACAUGUUGUUACAAAACAAAAUUGAAUAUACCGGGAAAUGAUCCCGUGAUCAGUUAUUAGAUUUCAACCACCUAAAAUUAAUAACAAAAAGAUACAAAAACAUACGAAAAUGUAUUUUAAUAGACAAUAUACGAAACAGUAUCUUAAUAAACAAUAUAAGAAAACGUAUGUCCGUAAACAAUCCUAACAACGUGUACGAACGUGGUUGAAAAGUGUGAGAAGUAAACGAUUUGAAUACGAAAUUAACGAAUACAAAUACCGCUAUUUUAAUUUAUACCUUAUCUUCAGUAAAUGUUUUCAAUAUGCAAAAAUUUGCUACGUUUAACGUUUUUGUAAGAUGUAAAAUGCCAGACAAUAUUUCAUCACUGGAUAUACUAACGGGGAGUGUCGGAUAUUCAGAUGAUCUUACUUUUACGAUCAAACUGUAAAGUAUUACGUUAUACAUAAUGUAUUACGUUGAAUGAAGUAUUAUUCUAUAUCUAUUUUAUCUAUCCAAUCGCGAACGUUCAUUUGCAACACGUGACCGUACAAUAUAUUACGGUAUUUGGAUGCACGUGCGUACAAAAACCCUGUAUUUUCUGUAUUUGGACGCACGCGCAUACAAAAAAUCCUGUAUUUUCUGUAUUGGACGGUUCAACAGUCCCAUGUUAAACAAACGAUAAAGCCCGAAACGCGUGAAUAUGUUCCGAAUGUAAAUCGGAUGAAGAAGGCGCUCUAUGUAUAGAGCUUGAUUAUGCGUCUUGAAAUCUGGAUUUAAUUUGAAUACACACAAAAACGAUUCAAGUGAUAACAAUGCUAUCUGAUUUAGAUAUUAAAACGUUCGUUAAUAAUCAAAAACUUAAAAAUUCAGUAAAAAAGAUAAUCAGAUUUGGAAUAUUUGAAAAGUCGCUAAAAGAAGCCGUUCCGGACGAAACCUAGAAAUUGCAAGAUAUCAGCCCUGACUGUCUGAAUAGCUACCUCAGCAGGUUUUAUUGGUUAAGAAACAAAAUGUAGAAGAUUAUGAAUGGCAGCGGACGGGCGGUCAGCAUCCAAAACAUGUCUGCUCUCUAAUUCAGUUUUCGUCUGAUCUUCACCAAACUUGCUGACAAUGUUUGUGAGCAUAACAUCUCGGCCAAUUUCGAUAACCAGCCAAAUUAUACCAGGCACUCUUUGACUAUAGUCCUUGAAUUACUCGGGAAACGGGGAAUUUAGUCUUGUCCGCUCUCUUAAGUCGAACAGUUUUCAUCCGAUCUUUACCAAACUUGUUGGCAAUGUUUGUGGGCAUAAUAUCUCAGCCAAGUAUUAUUACCACCCAAAUCGCCAAAUGGCUGUUGUAGGGAGGUCGCACCAUAUACUUUUUUUAAUAAUGAUACGCAGAAAAAAACAUUCAAUGUAUUACGUAUAUUACGUAUGAAGUGAAAUAAAUAUAGAAUAAAAAGGUUAUAUAAGGCCUAACAUUGUUCUGUAUAAUAAUUAUAUAUUUGCACACAUACCAAGCUGGGAAAAACUAGAAAAGGCAGGAAUACAAUAUUCAGUGAAACAUUCUUAAUUUUAACUAUUAUUAUAGUAAGAUAAAAUAGAUAUAGAAUUAAAAGGUUAUUUAACAUUGUACUGUACAAUACGAGAUAUAUUUCCGUAUUGUACAGAACAAUGUUAAAUAACCUAAUAAUAUCUGAAUUAUUGAUUUUAGAUAUCCAGCAUUUUAACAAUUUCACAAUGACUAUUAUAUGCUGGUACAAGACUUUUCAGUUUUCUAAUGGGGGCCAUUGAAUUUGAGAACGGAAAAAUGUGCAGCCUUUUUAAGGGUGGAUUUUAUUAUUUUUCCAUCUUUUUCUUUUCAAACAUAACUAAAAGAGCUCACAGUUACGUUAUUCAUAAGGAGUGUUACCUGCAAAAGCGACGCACUGUUGUGUAAGCUGGACUUCAUUUAAAAUAUUCAAGUUUAUACGUUAUAUGCUUACCCAAAUUAGUAAAGCCAAUGACUCGGAGGAGGUCUGCCCCCAGACAUGUGGCAUGCCAGGCCCACCGGUGUGUGGACACGCCCUGAUGCCUAUGACAGACCCCCAGCUAUGGGACAAAUAGCUCCUGUGUUCCCAGGAUAGGGUUUUAACUCGGAACUAAGGGUGAGGUAACCCUGAAAGAAACCUAGAGAGUUGAAGACAGAGGUGCUGGGCCAUUGGCACUCUCUUAACAAACCACAGCACCAUGCAAUAUCGCUAUGUCUACACAGCCAUCCGGUUUUAAACAUAGUGGUGCUGCGAAUGACAAGAAGAAGAAGAUGUAAAGCCAACUGUCAUCUUGCUGAUUUCCGAUUUCAAAAGCUCUCUACACAAUUUGUUCUUGGGUGUACAAUCCUUGAAUGAAAUGCUGUAGAGUGUUUUCUAUAAUUUCUUUUUUCUCUUUGGAACCAUAAGAUAUGGCUCGUUUAUUUUUAACAAACACACACACACACACACACACACACACACACACACACAUAUAUAUAUAUAUAUCUAACUAAAUAGAUAGUAUUAUUUUCAAAUAUACAUGACGGCAUUCGUGACGUUAAUUAAUUGAUGUACAAUAAGUGUUAUGUUAUUAUAACUUAAUGUAGUCCAUACUUGACUAACAAAUAUAAGAAACAAGGACUUCAAGUACAAAGUAAUCAGACGUUAGACUGAACAAUAUUGUAGAUUCUAUUAGAUUUUAAAAUACAAAUAGAAGUACUGAAAAAAACAUUAAUGCGUCUGUUACAGAAAGUCUUUACAUUAAAGACAUUCACGACGCAAGUUAUGUUUCUUUUUACCGACAGUAAGGACAUCAGAUUAAGUUAUCUAUUGUCGAAAUCGGAAUAAUAGAGUUACAUGUUGUGCACAAUUGCUAUGUGUCAGUACCUAUAAUAUACUUUAUUUCUUAUCAGUAUGUGCUUCUUUCAAAUACUUGAUAAAUUUAUUCAGAAUGGGAUGAUUGUACUUCUUAUUCUCAUAAUAAUUUUCCAAGACUAAAAAUUCAUUAUACAGUACUUUCUUAUUAUUAAUAAUUCUUGCCCUGCUAUCACUUAUCAUAUAAGAUUUAUUAAUAAUAAAGCCAAUAUGACUUAGAAUAAUAUUUACAUCUUGAUAAGCUGUGAGCUCUGUAUUAUAUCCAACGAUAAGGUAUUCUAAAUCAUCAAAACGUUUACAUAUUUUAAGCUUUUGGAAAAUGGAAUGAAUUACAUCCAAAAGUGGUGUGACAUAUGGACAUAUAAAAAGAAAGCGGUCAAUAGUUUCAACAUUCUGACAGUGAUUACAACAAGGGGAGUCAGAUAUUUCCCAAGUAGAAAGAUUUUCUUUUUUUGCAGUUAUUCUAUGUAAAAGUUUUAAUUUAAACUGUUUCGCUCUAUUGUCUAUGAAAAUCCUAUUUAACAUAAAAUAUACGGAAUUCAAGUUUAUAAACCUAUUAAAUGUCUGUUCCCAAUAUCUAUGAAUAUAUGGUUUUUCACUCCU